CCCAAGCUUGCCAGAGGGUGUCUGCAACUGCACAAAUCUCCGCUCGCUGGCCAUGGCUCACCUUCGUGUCGGGAUGUCUGACCUGGAGCGUGCCGUCCUACCCACAGCUUCUCGUGUACUGAGCUGACCAAACCCUCCCAACGACCCCCGCGUCCCCAGCCGCUUGGCCAGCCCUUCACCAACAUUGCCGCGAAUCGUUAGCUGACACAGCCACAACUGGCGCAGUCGUCAGCAAAGCUUCCCCUCCCCUUGGCACAUGUUUGGAGCUUCGUUUCUUGCACUCUGUAUUUCAUCCUAGUCCUGGACUUAGCAGCAUUGCACGCAAUUGCUGCCCACCUGCACCAUGCAGCGCAUGCAGAGGCUCACCGGGCGGUUCCUCCCCAGGACGCCCAAUGAAGCAGAUAUCGAAGCUAUGCUGCGCGACUUCAAGGAUGCCGAGACCAUGUUGACAAAGCUCGAAGAGUCCUCGAAGCAAUGGCGCGAUGCCUGGACCAACAUCCUCAACCACCAGCUGGCCACUGUCGAGCACCUCUACACCAUCUUCAAGCCAUUGGGCGCUGAGAAGGCCGGGCUGAGCUCACAUGUCGCUGUCGAGACACCCCAGGCGACCUUGGAGCGCGUCGCGGCGCUGCAGGAGGCUUUCUCCGAGCUCAAGACGGACAUGAUGGAGGAAGUCAAGGACAUCGACAGGAAGCUCAUCAUCCCGGCCAAGCUGGCUAAAGACGCUCUGAAGCCUAUGCAUAAGACGAUGAAGAAGCGUGAAGACGCAAAGGUCGACUAUGAGCGCUACAAGAGCCGCUGCGACGCACUGCAGAAGAAGAAGACCCGCUCGGAUCGCGAGAAUGUCGCGCUGACCAAACACGAAGCCGAUCUCGAACGCUCGCAACAGGCUUACUGGAGCGCCGACGAGACCCUCCGCAACUCACUACCGCGCCUCAACGAAGCGACCUUCUCCAUCCUACCCCACCUCCUUGCGAACCAGAUUGUGCUACAGAACAACCUGAUUGGCAACCUGUACACCGUACUACACCAAUAUUCACAUGAGCAAGGGUACCCAGACCCACCGCCAGAGCCAGAGGAGGUCAUACCCGACUGGGAGGGAGCCUUCACGCCCCUACGCAAGGAGCUGGAGACAGAAUUCACACUCAUACGAACGGGCAAGGCGGUCCAUCAGCCUAUGCGCCUGCCUGACAAGGGUGAUACCUUGACCGGUUUGGGCAUUAGGAACAAGGUUCUGCCUGGUCGACGAGCAAGCAGCAACGAUAGUGUACCCACCGUCUCUGGCGGCAGAGCAUCGAGACCCUCGACAACGCUGACUUCGCCUGACGAAGACGGCCCACCUCCGCCCUCGUACAACCUGGCGACCAAGCCUUCGAUUCAAUCCCUCAACGCGUCGAAACCCAAGCCAUCGAGCUCGCCAAUGCUCACACCUUCCAACGGCGACCACUACGGGCGACGUGCUUCGUCGACUUCCUAUGCAUCAUCGUACUCCAACGGCACGACCCCAGGUGCAGAGAACGGCACUGGCGGGCGCGACUACUUUGGAAAGAUCCCAUCACGCACAUCGAACGCUUCUACACCAGCAUACACGCCAGCUGGCCUUUCACCGAACCCUGCAGCAGGCAAGAAGAAGCCACCGCCGCCACCACCGCCAAAGAAGAUUGCGUCGUUUCAGGCUCAAUACGUCACAGCCAUGUACGACUUUGACAGCCACACGGCAGGCGACUUGUCAUUCAGGGAAGGCGACCGCAUCCGCGUGAUCAAGAAGACAGACAGCUCGCAGGAUUGGUGGGAGGGAGAGGUCAACGGGCAGAAGGGCAGCUUUCCAGCAAACUAUUGCAAGUAAGGGCUGGAACAUGGCGAUAUGAUAUCCAAAACUGCAUUAGAGGAGGCGUUUGGAGUUUUACUCAUCAAUGCAUGAUUCUUGAAGAA
Molecule: messenger RNA, 1932 nt
Organism: Macroventuria anomochaeta
Lineage: Eukaryota; Fungi; Ascomycota; Dothideomycetes; Pleosporales; Didymellaceae
Exons: 3
Coding region: 344-1846 (500 amino acids)
Biological process (GO): plasma membrane tubulation; actin cortical patch localization; endocytosis
Cellular component (GO): mating projection tip; Rvs161p-Rvs167p complex; actin cortical patch
Molecular function (GO): protein binding; lipid binding
Source: RefSeq, a predicted model, not a curated record